This is a messenger RNA of Dichotomopilus funicola, 1383 nucleotides long. RefSeq names its product peptidase M24, structural domain-containing protein. Gene Ontology annotation, molecular function: manganese ion binding; metalloaminopeptidase activity. The record is from RefSeq and is a predicted model, not a curated record. The transcript has 3 exons. Gene Ontology annotation, biological process: proteolysis. The coding region runs from base 1 to 1383 and encodes 460 amino acids. Lineage: Eukaryota; Fungi; Ascomycota; Sordariomycetes; Sordariales; Chaetomiaceae.
AUGGACUACGAGACGAUUCUGAAGGGGAAGUACCCCGCCAAGCAACACGCGAGGCGUGUCGUCGAUUACAUUCGCGCCAAGGUCCCCAAUGCAUCAGGCGUGCUCUACCUCGAGAGUCGUUUGACCAAGCUGAAGGAGGACAGUGAUGAGCCCGAGCCGUUUCGACAGCGCCGAUUCUUCUAUUACCUGACUGGUUCCCUGCUCGCCGAUGCCUACGUGGUCCACGACAUAGACGCGGACAAGACAACCCUCUUCAUCCCCCCGAUCGACGCUGAGAGCGUGAUCUGGUCCGGUUUGCCCGUAUCCCCCGAGGAGGCGCUGCAGAAGUGGGAUGUCGACGAGGUCAAGUUCACCAGCGACAUCAACGCCGAGCUUGCUCAUACCGCAGCCCAAAAGUCGAAAUCGACCGCCUUUGCCAUUGCGAACCAAGUAUCUGACCAUGUCACUUUCCUCGGAUUCGACGAGAAGAACUUCUCACUGCUUAAAGAGGCCAUCGAGGUCACUCGUGUCGUAAAAGACGAGUUCGAACUUGCCAUGCUCGCCAAGGCCAACGCUGUCACCGCCGACGCCCACCGCCUCGUGAUCGAGAAAGUCAAGCACGCGAAGAACGAGCGUGAGCUCGAGGGUGCCUUCAUCGGGUCUUGCAUCGCUGCCGAUGCUCCGGAGCAAUCCUACCACGGCAUUUUUGCCAGCGGACGGGCAGCCGCGACACUACACUACAUCCACAACAACCAGCCACUUGACGGCAAGCUGAACCUGCUACUCGACGGCGGCGCGGAAUGGCAAUGCUACUGCGCCGAUGUCACUCGAACCUUCCCCAUCAAUGGCAAGUUCACCAAGGAGAGCCGAGCUAUCUACGACAUUGUGCUCAAGAUGCAGCUGGAUACGAUUGCGGUGCUCAAGGAGGGAGUGCUUUGGGAUGACGUGCACCUCCUGGCGCACAAGAUUGCCAUCGACGGGUUGCUAAAGUUGGGUAUUCUCAAGGGCGACAAGGAGGAAAUUCUUGCCAGCCGGACGAGCGUGGCCUUCUUCCCGCACGGUCUGGGCCAUUACCUCGGAAUGGACACCCACGAUACAGGAGGUAACCCCAACUAUGCCGACAAGGACACUUUGUUCCGGUAUUUACGCGUCCGGGGUAAGCUGCCGGCCGGCAGCGUGAUCACGGUGGAGCCAGGUAUUUACUUCUGUAACUUCAUCAUUGAGCCAUACCUCAAGGACCCGAAGCACGCCAAGUUCAUCGAUGUCGAGGUAUUGGAGAAGUAUUGGGAUGUUGGGGGCGUUCGAAUCGAGGACAACAUUGUCAUAACGAAAGACGGCAGCGAUAACUUGACGGUCGCGCUGAAGGAUCCGGAUGAGAUUGAAAAGUUGAUCGCGAGCAGCUGA